GCACUGAAUCAUGCAAUUCUCUGGAACAUCUGGACAACUAUGUGACUCCUAACCGUAGCAUACAUUAGGCCCUUAGCUGAUGUUCCACGUGAUAAUUUCAAGUGUUAAGUGCAUGUAGAAUACCAGGUACAUAUCCAUACUGUAAAUAAACCAAUCAAACUUCACCUAAAUCCGCGCCGUAAGAGUGGAUAGGCCAGUUUGGCUUGAAUGGUAAGUGGUGAGAGGGGUUGUGCUGUGGGGUAGGAAAUAUAUCGGGAUUGACAGCAUGGACGUUUUGUCAUGGUAGGUUGAGGAGGAUCGCAAUCCGAACGGAGCGGAGAAGAGGGGGUUAUCUGCUGUGUAAAUACCAUUGCCUCGGCCUUGGACAAACCCGAAGAAACAUAUGAGAGUUCAGUAAGGUUAGGUACCUAGUUAACAGACAAGUCCCUGGCUUUCCUGAGGACGUAUUUAAGCCGAAUUCUGCGGGAACAAUGUUAUUAGACGCUGCCGAGUUAGCAAAACAUAAUACAGCAUCUUCGUGCUGGAUCGUGGUCGACGGCAAGGUCUACGAUGUAACGCCGUACUUAGAACACCACCCAGGGGGAGCAGCUAUCUUAGUAAAGCAAGGAGGGACGGAUGCCACGGCCGAAUUCCGAACAAUCCAUUCUCCGGAUGUGUUAGAAUAUCUACCUAAGGGGAGCUAUCUUGGGGAGGUAACCCCCGAGGCUCUGAAGUCCCUAACAGCAAGACUGUCAUCGAGCACGCCAGCGACGAAUUCAGUCUUGCCACCAUCUCCGUCCCCUUCUCCGCCACCAAUUUCAACGUUAUCAUCACCCGACGCUAACGGACCUCCACACAUCGCGCACUGCGUGGCGGUGUCGGACUUCGAGCCAGUAGCCAAGGCCGUAGUCCCACGAAACGUGUUUUCGUAUAUAUCGAGCUCCGCCAACUCCGGCCUCUCGCUGCAAGGCAACUUGUCGUCUUGGUCGAGCAUCAAGUUCCGCCCCCGAAUCCUCCGCGACGUUGAGCGCGUGUCUGCGAAGUCGGCCAUCUUCGGCCACGCGACGCCUUUCCCCUUUUACGUGUCCGCCAUGGGCAUGCUCGGUCGCGGCCACCCGAAUGCCGAGGCCGAGCUCGUGCGCGGCCUGGCGCGUCGCGGCGCCCACGCCAUGAUCAGCAGCGAGUCUUCCUUGCCCAUGGAGGACAUCGCCGCGGCGCUGAGCGACGAGCAGCGGAAACUCGCUUCAGGCCAGGGCGCGGGGGAAAAGCAGGUGGACGAGUUUCCCCCCUCGCAGCUCCACUUCCAGCUUUACGUGCACGCGGACCAUUCCGUCACGUUAUCCCGCAUCAGGCGAGCCAAGGCCGCCGGCUUCAGGAGCAUCUGGGUCACGGUUGACACGGCAUGCUUAGGGAAACGCACGGCGGACCGGCGGGUGAAAGCAGCAGAGGCACUUGAGGUGGGGCUUGGAGACGCGGCGGAGCAAGCUGGAGUUGGGAGGAACACCGGGUUCUAUCCGUCAAGGGCCCAUUUCAAGCCGUCGCUGUCGUGGGAAGACCUCGUAUGGAUCAAGAAGGAGUGGGGUGGGCCGCUCGUGCUUAAAGGCGUACAGUGCGCCGAAGACGCGAAGUUGGCGCUGGAGCACGGGUGCGAGGGUAUCCUGUUAAGCAAUCACGGCGGCAGGCAGGCACAUACGGCGCCUGACGCAUUGACCACGCUCCUCGAAAUCCGGACGUAUUGCCCGGAGGUUUUGGGGAAACUUGACAUCUUUGUUGAUGGCGGGUUGCGCGAUGGCGCUGAUGUGCUCAAGGCCAUAUGUCUAGGCGCUACGGCCGUAGGUGUAGGCCGUCCCUUUUUCUACGCGCUAGCGGCGUAUGGUUCGAAAGGGGUAGAAAGAUGUAUCGACAUUCUCUCCGAAGAGUUGGCUACAGGUAUGAGGCUUACUGGAAUUGCAUCUCUAGAUGAGGCGCAGCCUGAUAGGGUCAAUGCUAGUCGUCUACUUAACGAGAUGUGGCAUCCCGAGAAGAGUCGUCUAUAAAAGCCUAUGUACCUGUAUAUUCAUAUCUACCAAUUUGAUUGGUUACGACACCAUAAGUACCUGAUAUUGAUAUAUCGACAAUCUAAGUACCUGAUGUACCUGAACAUCUUACUUACCAGACAUUUGCUUGUAUGCGUGGCGUAAGCGGGGUUAGAGCGUUGACAUAUACCACAAAAGUCUCUCUAUUGAAGCAAAAAUAAGUAUGCCUCUAAUUCACCCUUUCAUUGCUACCUAGGCAUAGCAAUCUUUUGAAAAGUCCUGCCAGCUGCCACGGAAGCCCAUC
Messenger RNA from Daldinia caldariorum, 2298 nucleotides. Its product is annotated as FMN-dependent dehydrogenase-domain-containing protein. The coding region runs from base 471 to 2015 and encodes 514 amino acids. The record is from RefSeq and is a predicted model, not a curated record. The transcript has 3 exons. NCBI's taxonomy places the organism in Eukaryota, Fungi, Ascomycota, Sordariomycetes, Xylariales, Hypoxylaceae. Gene Ontology annotation, molecular function: heme binding; oxidoreductase activity.